UGUCAAAAAAAUUAAAGUUUGUUUAUUUCUUCAGCAUAGUUGUGUUUAAAAUGAUUAAAUUGAAACAGGCACUGCUACUUGCUUGCUCUAUUUGUUGUUUAUUAACACAAAUCGCUAGCCAGGAGACCAACAACCAGCUACCCGAGAAGUAUGUAGAAUCUGUGCAACGUUCAACGCACACCAACAACUGGGCUGUGCUUGUGGAUGCCUCGCGGUUUUGGUUCAACUAUCGCCAUGUGGCCAAUGUGUUGAGCAUCUAUCGUUCAGUGAAGCGGCUAGGCAUACCUGAUUCACAGAUUAUACUCAUGCUGGCUGAUGAUAUGGCUUGUAAUCCGCGAAAUCCUCGCCCCGGACAGGUCUAUAAUAAUGCCAAGCAGCAUAUUAAUGUUUAUGGUGAUGAUGUGGAAGUAGAUUAUCGCGGCUAUGAAGUGACUGUGGAAAAUUUCGUGCGGCUGCUGACAGGUCGGACACAAAAUGGUACAGCUCGUUCGAAAAAAUUGCUAACCGAUGCUGGCAGUAAUGUGCUC
Molecule: messenger RNA, 527 nt
Organism: Rhagoletis pomonella (apple maggot)
Lineage: Eukaryota; Metazoa; Arthropoda; Insecta; Diptera; Tephritidae
Product: putative GPI-anchor transamidase
Exons: 2
Biological process (GO): proteolysis; protein localization to cell surface; attachment of GPI anchor to protein
Cellular component (GO): GPI-anchor transamidase complex
Molecular function (GO): GPI-anchor transamidase activity
Source: RefSeq, a predicted model, not a curated record